AUACAAUUGAGGAUUAUACCGAGUAAAAGAAUAGUUUUUUCGUAAAUAAAGCAAUUCGUUCAAGUUCACCAUACACGUUUUUAGAGUACAGUUGUAAAUUGCCUAGUUUUUGCUGUAUCUUUUAAUUCCAUCUACGUAAUUCUACGUGAAUCUUUAGAAGAAUGGUGUUUUUAAGUGCUCAAUUGUUUGGGAGAUGUCGAGGUCCUGACGAAUUCUGGCGAAAGCGACAAAUAUUUAAGCUCGCCGCGCAUUACAUUGGACGGAGAAGGAACUGUUACAGCAUAGCCAUAAAAAAUGUCCAGAGAGCAUUGUUAAAAUCUACUGUGGGAAGGCAGCUUAAAAAACAAGAUAUGAAAGAACUUUGGGAAACUAGGAUAGAUGCCGCUACAAAUGAACACGGUAUUAGUUUGAGGCCAUUUUUGGAAGGGUUGAGUAGAUGUAACAUUUUACUUAAUCGUAAAUCAUUAGCGACUUUGGCUAUCUGGGAACCACGGACAUUUAAGUGUUUAUCUAAUAUUGCCUGCGCAAAGGCAAAACUGGGAGGACUCAAAGAAGUUUCCGAUACUCCCAUGCCUGAAAGUGUUGUAGUCAAAGGAUUAGUCGAUGAACAACAUUAAAAAAAA
This is a messenger RNA of Colletes gigas, 623 nucleotides long. It is a transcript of the gene mRpL20, whose product is annotated as 39S ribosomal protein L20, mitochondrial. Gene Ontology annotation, molecular function: rRNA binding; structural constituent of ribosome. NCBI's taxonomy places the organism in Eukaryota, Metazoa, Arthropoda, Insecta, Hymenoptera, Colletidae. The transcript is spliced from 4 exons. Gene Ontology annotation, cellular component: ribosome. Bases 162 to 617 code for a protein of 151 amino acids. The record is from RefSeq and is a predicted model, not a curated record. Gene Ontology annotation, biological process: translation; ribosomal large subunit assembly.